GAAUAUGAUGGAUUGGAGGGUAUUUGAGGGAUAGAGGUGUGUUUGGCCGUUGGCGCCUGGCGGGUUGAAUCGUAGGUAUUUGAUUCGGGUGGAAUCCGAAUCCCCUUUUCGGGUAUUUCAAAACCGCAGCGCGAACUAAAAGGAUCCGAUUGCAAGUCUCUCUCUCUCUCUCUCUCUCUCUCUCUCCCGGCGGCCCGGCUUCAUUGAUUCCGCCACCGUCUGCUGUUGACGCCGGCAAGUGAGCAGCAUCACCUGGUGUCGGAGAGACCAUUUCUCCAUUUCCCCAAUUUCAGAGAAGCAGCAACUGACGAAGUCCCCCUCCCUAAGGCUACAAUUGCAUACUGUUGGUAACAAGGAUGAUUUUCUUAUCAGCUCUUGAUCUCAAAGGAGAAUUUAUAGGUUUGAGGAAAUAGAAAGAAAAGAUCAGGAGUUGGAAAGGUCUUAUUCUCAAGCAGCUUGGUUCUGUUGGAAAUGGCAAACAGCAAAUUCGAGUAUGUGAAGUCCUUUGAAGUCGAAGACAGGCUCAUGCCUUCCACUUGGAUCGUCAUUAGAAUUGAUGGCUGCCAUUUCCAUAGGUUUUCUGAAGUCCACGAGUUUGACAAGCCCAAUGACGAGCAAGCAUUGAAUCUAAUGAAUUCAUGUGCAGUUUCUGUGGUAGAGGAGUUCCCAGACAUAGUUUUCUCAUAUGGCGUCAGCGAUGAGUACAGUUUUGUCAUGAAGAAGACAACUAAAUUCUACCAAAGGCGUGCCAGCAAAAUACUGUCCCUCACGGUGUCAUUGUUCUCUUCAGCAUAUGUCAUGAAGUGGAAAGAGUUCUUCCCGCAAAAAGAAUUGAAGUAUCCACCUUAUUUUGAUGGUCGAGUAGUAUGCUAUCCAUCCACUGAAAUUCUCCGAGAUUAUCUAGCAUGGAGGCAAGUAGAUUGUCACAUCAACAAUCAGUACAACACUUGUUUCUGGAUGCUGGUGAAAUCUGGUAAAAGCAAAAAUGAAGCACAAGAUAUUUUAAAGGGUACUCUAACGCAAGAGAAAAAUGAACUGCUGUUCCAACAGUUCAAUAUCAAUUACAAUAUGCUACCAGCCAUUUUCCGGAAAGGGUCUUGUGUUUUCAGGGCUAAGGUAGAAGAAAUCACAAAGUUGACUGACGAUGGUGAUCCUGUCAAAAGAUAUCGGAAGAAGGUGAUCGUGGACCAUUGUGAUAUAAUCGGGCCAAGCUUUUGGAAUGAGCACCCAGACAUCCUUGGCAAAUAGCUCAUAACACCAAGCUGACAAAAUACCCAGAAAUGUAACAGUGAGCUUUGCUGAGCCUGUGCACGUGUAGAAGACAUGUCAUGUAUUUGCAAAUGUCACAUUAAUACAAGAUCCAAUCCAUUCACAAGAGGGUUGCAACAUGUAGAUGCUCUUGCCCAAGAAUCAGGUCGGUCCAAUUCUGGUAGCCCACAGUUUUAUGAAACAAAUGUACUGCUGAAAAAAAAAAAAAAAAACUUGAUGAUUGAGGUUUUUUAACCUGUCCAACUGCUUCUAAAAUUAUUGCCUACCUGACAAAUGGAUUGGAUUUAUUUUUGUGUAAGAACGACUACAAGGUUGGACCCACAUGAUGAACUGUUUGAAUAUUGCACCUAUAGGCCAUGCUGGCACAUGGGUGGCUUUUACAUGAGCUGCCCUGCCCUGUAGCAAAGCUCUGUAACAGUUCAUUUUAAGUUAAAAACUUAGUUUGCACCUGAUGGAUCUCUUCUAUUUAUACAAUUCUAUGUUUUUAAGAAAUAGAAAAGUGAGAAAUUCACAACUUGAAUGGAUUUGGAUAUGUGAAAAACAUAGAAAUUAAGCUUUGAGAGGUUUGUUUGAA
Molecule: messenger RNA, 1843 nt
Organism: Magnolia sinica
Lineage: Eukaryota; Viridiplantae; Streptophyta; Magnoliopsida; Magnoliales; Magnoliaceae
Product: tRNA(His) guanylyltransferase 1-like
Exons: 8
Coding region: 472-1248 (258 amino acids)
Biological process (GO): tRNA modification
Molecular function (GO): tRNA guanylyltransferase activity; magnesium ion binding
Source: RefSeq, a predicted model, not a curated record